Messenger RNA from Molossus molossus (Pallas's mastiff bat), 5156 nucleotides. It is a transcript of the gene NLRC3, whose product is annotated as NLR family CARD domain containing 3. The record is from RefSeq and is a predicted model, not a curated record. The transcript is spliced from 21 exons. The coding region runs from base 478 to 3675 and encodes 1065 amino acids. Lineage: Eukaryota; Metazoa; Chordata; Mammalia; Chiroptera; Molossidae. Gene Ontology annotation, molecular function: protein binding. Gene Ontology annotation, biological process: negative regulation of canonical NF-kappaB signal transduction. Gene Ontology annotation, cellular component: cytosol.
UUGGCUCAGGGACUGCAGGAGCUGGUGGGCUGUAUCCCUGCUACCCUGAGUGGGCUUUAUUCCUGCCCUGGACGGGUCCUGAGAGCUCAGGCACCAGCCAACUGGCCACAGAGAGAACCAGAACAUCCCCACCACUGCCCAGCUGUCUCCACUGGAGCAGGGAUAAGCCUGGGAGCACUGGGAUGGAGCACCCUCUGGCCCCUUAGUAUUGGCAUCCCUGAGGCAACAAAACCCAGAAGACCCAUGAAGAGGGAUGGCUGACUCCCACCCUCUGAGUUCCUAAGUCCCUGCUGGAGGAGCUGCCAUGGGCUGGACAUCCUGCCUGCUGCAGCAGAAAACAGUGCUGCCCAUGAGUCAGGCGCCUCUGCUCUUCCAGGAGACUCCAGGAAACAGAGUUACAAAUGACACCACGGCACAAAGAUCUCAGGCAGCCUGCCCAGUGUCACACAACCACUCCUGGCAGAAAUCCUGGACUCCAUGAGGAAGCAGGAGAUGCGGAUGGGUGGGGAGGCUGGCCAGGGCCACGGAGCUGGCUCCCCAGCCGAGCAGGUGAAAGCCCUCAUGGACCUGCUGGCCGGGAAAGGCUGUCAGAGUUCCCAGGCCCCACAGCCCUCUGACAGGACACCCGACACUCCACAGGGGCCUCAUGGGAAUGACUCAAGGCUUCAGAGACACCGAGAGGCCCUUCUGAGCAGGGCAGGAGGCAGCCUGGAGCUGGGUGGCCCUUCGCCCAGGCUAACCAACCUCCUGCUGGUGGAGGGCCUGAUGGACUUGCAGCUGAGGGAACAUGAUUUCACCCAGGUGGAGGCCACACGUGGGGGCUGGCGCUCUGCCAGGACCAUUGCCCUGAAUAAGCUCUUCCUGCCUCUGUCUCGGGUGUCCAUCCCACCCCGCAUCUCCAUCACCAUUGGGGUGGCUGGUGUGGGCAAGACCACCCUGGUGAGGGACUUUGUCUGCCUCUGGGCCCGGGGUCAGGUGGGCAAGGACUUCUCACUGGUGCUGCCUUUGACAUUCCGGGACCUCAACACCCAUGAAAAGCUGUCUGCAGACAGACUCAUUCGAUCGGUCUUUCCACAUGUUGGGGAGUCUGGCCUGGAAGUGGCAGCCCUGACCAAAGUUCUCCUUAUCUUGGACGGCUUGGAUGAGUGUAAGACUCCUCUGGACUUCUCCAACACCGUGGCCUGCACUGACCCCAAGAAGGAGAUGCAGGUGGACCACUUAAUCACCAACAUCAUCCGGGGCAACCUCUUCCCAGAAGUUUCUGUCUGGGUCACUUCCCGACCCAGCGCAGCUGGCCAGAUCCCAGGGGGCCUGGUGGACCGGAUGACUGAGAUCCGGGGCUUUAAUGAAGAGGAGAUCAAAGCAUGUUUGGAGCAGAUGUUCCCUGAGGACCAGGUCCUCUUGGACUGGGUCCUGAGCCAGGUGCAGGCCAACAGGUCCCUGUACCUGAUGUGCACCAUCCCAGCCUUCUGCCAGCUUGCAGGGUUAGCACUGGGCCACUUGUGCCGCCAUAGACGAGGGCCCCAGGAUGCAGAGCUGUGGCCUCCAAGGACCCUGUGUGAGCUCUACUCUUGGUACUUCAGGAUGGCUCUCAGUGGGGAGGGGCAAGAGAAAGGCAAGGCGAGCCCUCGCAUUGAGCAGCUAGCCCACAGUGGCCGCAAGAUGGUGGGGACACUGGGCCGACUGGCCUUCCAUGGGCUAGUCAAGAAGAAGUAUGUGUUCUAUGAGCCAGACUUGAAGGCAUUUGGUGUGGACCUUGUUCUGCUGCAGAGCACUCUGUGCAGCUACUUCCUGCAGCGGGAGGAGACCCUGGCCUCCUCGGCAGCCUACUUCUUCACCCACUUGUCCCUGCAGGAGUUCAUGGGGGCUGCGUACUACUGCAGUGCAUCCAAGAGAGCCAUCUUCGACCUCUUCACUGAGGGUGGUGUGUCCUGGCCUCGGCUGGGCUUCCUCACGCAUUUCAGGAGUGCGGCCCAGCGGGCCAUGCAGUCUGAGGACGGACGACUGGAUGUGUUCCUUCGCUUCCUCUCUGGCCUCUUGUCUCCAAGGGUCAAUGCCCUGUUGGCUGGCUCCCUGCUAGCCCAGGGCGAGCACCAGGGCUCCCGGGUGCAGGUGGCCCAGCUCCUGCUGGGCUGCCUACACCCCGACACGGUGGUCUGUGCCCGGGCAGUCAACAUUCUGUACUGCCUGCAUGAGCUGCAGCAGACAGAGCUGGCCUGCAGUGUGGAGGAGGCCAUGGAGAGUGGGGGCCUGGCCAGGCUGACCGGCCCCCCCCACCGAGCUGCCCUGGCCUACCUUCUGCAGGUGUCAGAUGCCUGUACCCAGGAGGCCAACCUGUCCCUGUGCCUCAGUCAGGGCGUCCUACAGAGCCUGUUGCCCCAGCUGCUCUACUGCCGGAGUCUGAGGUUAGACACCAACCAGUUCCAGGACCCCGUGAUGGAGCUGCUGGGCAGUGUGCUGAGUGGAAAGGACUGUCGUAUUCAGAGAAUCAGCUUGGCUGAGAACCAGAUCAGUAACAAAGGGGCCAAAGCUCUGGCCAGAUCCCUCCUUGUCAAUAGAAGUCUGACUACUCUAGACCUCCGCAGUAACUCAAUUGGACCUCAAGGGGCCAAGGCACUGGCAGAUGCUCUGAAGAUUAACCGCACUCUGACCUUUCUGAGCCUCCAGAGCAACAGGAUCAGGGAUGAUGGUGCCAAGUCCAUGGCUGAGGCCUUGGCAGCCAACCGGACCCUCUCGGUGAUUCACCUGCAGAAGAACACCAUUGGGCCCCCGGGAGCCCAGCAGAUGGCGGAUGCACUGAAGCAGAACAGGAGUCUAAAGGAGCUCAUGUUGUCCAGUAAUAGCAUUGGUGAUGGAGGUGCCAAGGCCCUGUCUGAGGCCCUGAAGGUGAACCAGGGCCUGGAGAGCCUGGACCUGCAGAGCAAUUCCAUCAGUGACGCGGGAGUGGCAGCGCUGAUGGGGGCCCUCUGCACCAACCAAACCCUCCUCAGCCUCAACCUGCGAGAAAACUCCAUCAGCCCAGAGGGAGCCCAGGAUCUGGCUCAAGCUCUCUGCACCAACAGCACCCUGAAGAACCUGGACCUUACAGCCAACCUCCUCCACGACCAAGGUGCCCAGGCCAUCGCAGUGGCAGUGAGAGAAAACCACACCCUCACGUCCCUCCACUUGCAGUGGAAUUUCAUCCAGGCUGGCGCCGCCAAGGCCCUAGGACAAGCACUACAGUUCAACAGGAGCCUGAUCAGCCUCGAUUUACAGGAGAACGCCAUUGGGGACGAAGGUGCCUGUGCAGUGGCCAGUGCGCUGAAGGCAAACACAGCCCUUACUGCUCUCUAUCUCCAGGUGGCUUCCAUUGGUGCAUCGGGGGCCCAGGCACUGGGGGAGGCCCUGGCUGUGAAUAGAACCUUGGAGAUUCUCGAUUUAAGAGGAAACACCAUUGGGAUGGCUGGAGCCAAAGCCCUGGCAAAUGCUCUGAAGGUCAACUCAAGCCUCCGAAGACUAAAUCUUCAAGAAAAUUCCUUGGGGAUGGAUGGGGUGAUAUGCAUUGCCACUGCGCUGUCUGGAAACCAUGGGAUCCAGCAUAUCAAUCUCCAGGGAAAUCAUAUUGGGGAAUCUGGUGCCAGGAUGAUCUCAGAGACCAUCAAGACAAAUGCUCCCUCGUGUACUGUUGAAAUGUGAGCAAAAAGUUCCUGGUGGACCGGGCAAAAGGAUGGGCAGAGACACAGCUGGAAGCCUUCAAACAAAAAGACCAUUUUCCAGGGUGACUUCCUGUGAUCUGGGAAUGCUGCUGACCCACACUCAAGCUGGUAUCCUGCAAAGAGGAGGAAAGGUGCUGCCAAACGAGGUCACAAGUUCCUCCUAGACUGACAGGGUCAGUCUAGGCAGGGGUGAGAUGGACACUCUGGUAUGGCACACAGAGGAAAGGGUCUUCCACUGAGGGACCCAGGACUUAGGCCUUAAAACUCGGCAAGUAAGAAGCUGGCCUGAUCUUAUUCAUAUGACCCCCAAUUUUUUAUUACUGCCUUUUUUCUACUUACCUGGUUAAAAUCAUCCCUCUCCCUCUGAAAGGAGUAACCAUAUUCCAGCCCACUAUCAACUAAGCAAUGGUGACAGAGAGGACCUUUCUUUUCUCAAGAAGAAAAAAUUUUAGGAAUAUGAUCCUUAGAGAUACAUGGGGAAAAAAAGGGGGAUUUUAAAAAGAGAAAUAAAGGCUUUAAUAAUAGAAUUCUGUAAAUAGAGCAAAAAUAAUUUCCCCAAGGUUUUGGCCAUUUUUUAUACAUUACAAAAUCUCUCGCAUGCAUGGAUUACAUAUGACAUAUGUUAUUUGGAGCCUGGCACACUAGUUGUCAAUAGCAUGUUAAAUGCUGAUGCCUUAAUAAUAGUGUUCUGUAUUGGGCUUCCAAAACCACUACUCACUACAGCCUCCCUCUGAAGGCAAGGCAAGCUGAGCUUCCAUGUGGCACAAAUCCCCUUAGAUAUCUCUCUGUGUUGAAAGGGAAAAGAUCCCAAAUGGACACCAUAGCACUCAUCAACUAAAUAACCAAGGAAGAUGCUUAUAAAGGUUAUAAAGUAAUUAACAUCUAAAAAUUUGAACAUGAAGCACUGUUGUUCCAAAAGUUCCUUUAAAAAUGAGUAUUCGGGCAAGAAUCAUCAAUGGAUACAAAACCACGAAUGAAAGCCAAUUGAGGAAGAAGAUACCCACGUAGUCUCAAAACAUCACCCCACAAAGAUACCUCACAGAAAUUUUACAAAUGCUGCCUCAACAAAGUGAUAAAUUUAAUGUCACCAACAAUGGGACAAGUGGACAUCAGGAGCCCUGAUGUUAUGUGCUGAGGGGGACAUAUCACUGAUGUAGUAUUUUUGCCAAAAAGGUUGAUCUGAAUCUAAUCAUGAAGGAACAAUCUGACAAAAUCAGAAUUGAGGAGCAUUCUGCAAAAAAAAAAAAACCAACAAAAAAACAUAAAAUAAAAACCACAAACUUAGCCUGACCUCUUCAAAAAUGUCUAUGUCAUGAAAAAUAAGAAAGACUGGGGACUGUUUUAAAUCGAAGGAGAUUAAAGAGACAUAAUGACCUAAUGCAAGAUCUUCAAUUGCAUCCUAGACUAGAGGGAAAACAAUCAGCCAUAAAGAACGUUAUUUGGAAAUUGGGUACAUUUAAA